Pecten maximus is the source of this 4012-nucleotide messenger RNA. RefSeq names its product toll-like receptor 2. The record is from RefSeq and is a predicted model, not a curated record. Lineage: Eukaryota; Metazoa; Mollusca; Bivalvia; Pectinida; Pectinidae. Gene Ontology annotation, biological process: toll-like receptor signaling pathway; inflammatory response; immune response. Gene Ontology annotation, molecular function: protein binding; transmembrane signaling receptor activity. Bases 107 to 2653 code for a protein of 848 amino acids. The transcript has 2 exons. Gene Ontology annotation, cellular component: membrane.
GCCAAACACACUGACGUGUUAGUAUAAUAUGUAACUCGCAGGGCACAAUUGAGCAGAGAUAUUGUUGGAACUACGCGUGUUUUGAUUCUCUGUAUCUGGCGUGCAGAUGGAUACCCGGCAUCACCAGCUCGUUUUGUUAAGUGUCCUAUUGGUUAUCUCCCUUUCCUCUUGUAACACUUGUGAGGUUUCAUUUGACCAGAAAACAGCGGAUUGUUCGAACCGUGGUUACCAUCACAUUCCAGUGCUAUCUAAUUUCACCGAAAACUUGGAUUUAUCAGGAAAUGAUAUAUCACAUCUGGACGAAGCAUCAUUUCAAAAUCUCACAAAUCUGAAGUUUUUGAAUAUGAACUGGAAUAAAAUCAAAUCCAUCGCUAAAGACACAUUUUCUGGACUUUCGUCACUCCACAAUCUGUCGAUUGGGCACAACAGAAUUAACAUUUUGCAGAAACAAUUCGGUGAGAUCAGAUUUACUCGUAAUUCAAUGUUGGAAUAUGUGGAUAUAUCCUUCAAUACUAAGUUGCCUUUAUACGAAGAAGCUUUGUACCCAGACGCUGUGUUCGCGUCAUUGUCAUCUGUUCGGGAGCUUCAUGUCGACCUUUUACCGAAUCCUAUAUUUGGAACGGGCUUCAGUAAUAUGACAAAUCUAAACAAACUUGUUUUCAAGGACUGUAUAUUGAUGCACCUUUCUAAUGAUACAUUUAAAACUUUCCGGAACCUCGAGUCGCUGACAUAUUUAGAUAUGUCGAAUUGCCAGGUGCAUGUCAGACACUUUGUGAAAAUAGAAAAAGCUUUCUUACAGUAUUUCUCUUCUCUCGAAUACCUCGACCUGUCCAAUUCCUAUAUAACGUUGCCGGUUGCCAUGGAAAUCCUGUAUGGCCUCACAGUAAACACAAACAACACUAAUCCUGUCAGAAAAAUGAAAGUCUUGAAUCUAUAUAAUGUCAACCCCUUUCUAUUAUUAUGGAUGUAUGACGUCGAUUAUGCAGUAAAGGUGACAACAGAGAUGACCAAAUACUACAGACAGUUAUGUGUGGAGGAUAUUAAUGUAGGCAAUAACGGGAUCGUUGAAAUAGAAGUCGGCACGUUAGAAUUUUUUGACGAUUUUAGUUGCUUGAGACGUGUAACUAUAUCAGAGAACAACUUUAUGUUCACCUUCCCUCGCUUUGCACUAAGCGUCUCACAGUUUAUUGCAAAGAGCAUAAACCUAGAAGAACUAGAUUUUUCAUACGUAGCUAUUAAGUUUUCAAUGAAUCAAAACACAGGCAGGAAUAGUCUACAAACCCAGAAAAAACAGUCGUCAUUUCGGUGCGUGAUGCCUUUCAAAGUUGGACGACAUAUGCGGUAUAUACGACUGACCCAUCUUCUUUUCCCUUUUGGUCUUGAUUGUGAUCUAGAUUUGUCUACUUGUCCUGUUUUGAAAUUGCUAGAUAUUUCAGAAACAACGAUAUUUAAUGAGGACUUUCGUAUUAAAGGAGUACGUGUUGAGUACAUGAACGUUUCCGGUAUGGAUUUUGGAACAUCAGGAAGGAUACUUCUAGGAAAUCUGAAAUGGGUUCAUCGACUAGUUAUUCAGAAUGCAAACUUAGACCGUGCCUUCAGUAACAAGAAUUACGUCUUCAAAGACAUCAAACACGUAGACGAAGUCGAUAUGUCAUUGAACCAUUUAUCUACAUUGGACGAGGAAAGUGUUCAGGGCCUGGAGGGGGUUAACAAUAUCAUCUUAUCGUGGAACUUUUUCAGUGAUUUUCCCGAGGGUUUGUACAGUUUGAAAAACCUCACGGACAUAGACCUUAGGCACAACCAGCUAACAUACCUCAGGGAGAAGGAACGAACAUGGUUGGAUAGGAUGAAUUCUCGGCCCGAACAGAACAUCAGGAUUUUAAUGAAUGGAAAUCCAUUUGCCUGUACUUGUGACACACUUGAUUUCGUUUCCUGGAUUUGUGACACUAAUGUGAUGCUUGAUCACCACAACAACUACACUUGUACUCUACCGAAUGGUUCGGCUGUUAUGCUUUGUCACGUCAAUCACAACUAUCCGUCGUAUUUAGGCAACUGUAAUAAAGAGUCUUUCUGGAUUGUGUUCGCAAUUUCCGGGAUAAGUAUUUUGUUGCUGUUACUUGUGGCAUCGUCAUUUGCUUUCAAAUUUAGAUGGAAAAUUCAGUAUUUCUUCUGGAGGAAGUUAACAAGGAAACCAGCAGCUGUUACUGAUAUGAGACAUUACACAUAUAAAUUCUUUAUAACAAAUUCCGAGGAAGAUUGCUGGAGUCAUAAUUCCUUUCUACCAAAACUUGAACAGCUUGAAAAAGAAGACGGCAUUCGGUGUUGCGUCCAGGAAAGAGACAUCAUAGCUGGUGAGAACGAAAUUAAACGGCUUACCAAGUUUCUUCUAGACAGUGAGAAAUUCAUGCUGGUGCUGACUAAAGAUUUUAUUGACACUAAAUGGUGUGAAUUUGUGUUGGAUAUAUGCCUCAGGGAACGUAUGGAAAGGAGGAAUAAUGAUUGUCUGGUAAUGAUAUUUAAAGAUAUAGACCCCCGAUGUGCUCCCGAAUUCAUUACACACGCAUACAAACACUGUAAAUCCAUCACUUACCCAGAGGAGGAAAACGACGAAGAGGGUUUCUGGUAUGAGAUACGCCAAACACUCUUACAUUAAAUUAAUAUAUAUGACUAUGUUUAUUUAUUGUAUCUUUCUGUAUAAUACCGAUAUCCCGAUACAUCUCUAUUUUUUGUUUUUGUUUUGUUUUUGUUUUGCUGUUUUUAAUACGUCAAAGACUCUUACAUUAAAUUUAUAUGUAUGACUAUGUUUCGUAUACUGGAUACUGACAGAUUUUGCUGUUAUGUUACACAGGGAUAAGGCUUCCUGGAUUGUAUCUCUCUGCAUAUUUGUAUACUACCUACAACCUGAUACAACCUUCAUUUGCUUGAGAAUUCCUUGAAGAAAUUGAAGAUUCUUUUACGGUAUAUACAUUUUAUAAACCAUGCAUGUACAUAUCUUAUUGGUAAUGAAUGGUUGUUCCAGCUCUUUCUGUUGUUAAAAUGAAUAAUACGAGAACUUUAUCAUUGAUGCAUUGAUUUGUGAUCUGAAAACUGUAUCUUUUGUAUGACACUUGUAUGUCACUAAACUGACGGAGGGUGUAAUGCCAUUCGAAUUAGUGUUGUCUUACAAUUAUAAUGUAGAUGUUCUUAACACCGACACCAGUUUGAGGAACAGGCCCUACUGGUAAAAUGAAUACAAUUUUGAGUGAUAUACUUUGGGAAAAUAUUCCGAAGAAAGUGUUUUUUUUAUUUAUUUAUUUUUUUUAUUCUGUGUUUUUUUUUUCUCUAUUUCUUUAUUACGAUAUGAAGUAUAUUGGGAUUAGAGCUACUUCAAAGUAUUUUUUCAGUGAUCCUAUCUUGAUGGAAAUAAGUAAUUUUGCAGGAAAUCGGUCUGUGAACGCGGAAUUUGCUUCAUAAUUAUUAUACGAAUGUAAUUUAUAUUUCACGUAAACAAGUUUUAAGAGAUUCAAAUUUUGUGUUUGGUGCAAAGGGAGUUGUCGAAUGGGACAAAUAUGAGUCAUGAACUUGUCUGUCUUCCUUAUUUAUGUUACUAUGCUAUAUAUCUAAUCAUUACCACGAUGUAUCAUAUGCACUUUGUGUUCUUGAUCCGAAGAAGAAGACUUGCAUUACCUGUCUGAGUUUCGUGAUGAGCAUUUAUAAUAUGUGUACAAUUCGCACUCAUAUUUCUAUAUACAUUGGGAUCGAGUCAUUACUGUCAUCUGAUAGAAUUCGAGGCCCCGUCAGGACACGAUUAAAAAGUUUUCUUCCUUCGUCAUUUGUGUAACUGUGUAAAAUAUAUGAUAAUUAGCACAAUGUAUCAUAUGCGCCAUGUCUUGUUGUUCCGAAAGUAGGGAUUUCCAGUCGUAGUUGUACUGUGGUGAAUAAAUAUAUAUGUAUUAUAUAUAUACACGAUAUUCUUGUGCAAAUUCAAUUUUUCUAUUCUUGGUUGCUGUUAAUAAAUUUGUAUAUACAUAUA